GUUUGUUUUAUCCUCCACCUCUCCAGAGUACGUAAUCUCCAAAUCUAGCAGUUACUUUUGUGCGUUUGUUUUAAAGUUAAUGAAAUUAAUUAAGUAGGUUUCUGAAAGCACAAACCCAAAGUUAAAGCGCGUUUUCUGGACGGCCAGAUAGAUAAUUGCGUAUCCGGGGUUUUUCGUGAAACUCAAACAAAGGCUAAAGUCGAGGAGAAGUGGAGAACCCACGAGAAGCAGUGAAGCAAGCAAGAAUCUUUUCCGUCCAUAAAAGGAAAGGAAGCGUGAAAUCGGAGGGGAAUCAAGUGAAUGCUGGAUCCUGAAGCAAAUCGAAGAGAACCCAAUUGCUAGCAACACUGCGAGCGAGGAAGGGGGGAAAGGCGUUGGCCGGCGAUUCGUUUUCCGUCUCUUUCUUCUGGUUUUGGGCUCUUCAGUUUGCUGCUUGAUGGUGGGAAUCGGUGCUGCGAACUUGAGGGGCUAACAAACGGCGCCAUCUCUCCUGCGACAGUGAGUGAACACGAAAGGGGAAAAGAAAUGAGUAAUCUUUUCAAGGGUUCGCCGUACAGACGGCGCCGAGACCUGGAGUCUGGUAGCCGCUCUGCUGACUUGGACCGCGACCUCGAUGACUACGAGUCUUCCAGUCCUUUCAACAUUACCAGUACCAAAAAUGCUUCUGUUGAGCGUCUCCGCCGUUGGAGGCAAGCUGCACUCGUGCUCAAUGCUUCUCGCCGAUUCCGGUAUACCCUAGACUUGAAGAAGGAAGAGGAGAAGAAGCAGAUAUUAAGAAAGAUCAGGGCACAUGCACAGGCUAUUCGGGCUGCAUACCUUUUCAAGGAAGCUGGACUCCGAGUAAAUGGAACAACAGACCCACAGAAAACCUCAGGCGGGGAUUUUGCAGUUUCCCAAGAACAACUUACCACGGUGACAAGGGAUCAUAAUAUUACUGCUCUGCAGGAACUUGGUGGUGUUAAAGGGAUUGCAGAGGCCCUGAAAACGAGUCCGGAGAAAGGAAUUCUUGGAGAUGAUUCCGAUUUAGUGAAACGAAAGAAUGUGUUUGGCUCUAACACGUAUCCUCAAAAGAAGGGAAGAAGCUUUUGGAUGUUUCUUUGGGAAGCUUGGCAAGAUUUGACCUUAAUCAUAUUGAUGGUAGCUGCAGCUGCUUCUUUGGCCCUUGGCAUAAAAACAGAGGGUAUCAAGGAAGGCUGGUACGAUGGUGUCAGCAUUGCCUUUGCUGUUCUUCUCGUAAUUGUUGUAACUGCUAUAAGUGAUUAUAGACAGUCCCUGCAAUUCCAAAAUUUGAAUGAGGAGAAGAGAAACAUACAUUUGGAGGUUAUCAGAGGUGGAAGAAGAGUUGAGGUUUCCAUAUAUGACAUUGUUGUUGGUGAUGUCAUACCGCUCAACAUUGGUGACCAGGUUCCUGCUGAUGGAAUUUUAAUUACUGGCCAUUCGCUUUCUAUUGAUGAAUCCAGCAUGACUGGAGAGAGCAAGAUUGUGCACAAGAGUACUUCAGAACCAUUUCUCAUGUCUGGCUGUAAGGUAGCAGAUGGCAGCGGCACUAUGCUGGUGACGGGUGUUGGAAUCAAUACUGAGUGGGGGUUGCUUAUGGCAAGCAUUUCUGAAGAUACGGGUGAAGAAACGCCAUUGCAGGUGCGUCUGAAUGGCGUAGCUACUUUUAUUGGCAUUGUUGGACUUUCAGUAGCUGUUCUUGUCCUGGUUGUCCUGAUGAUCAGGUACUUUACUGGUCACACUAAAAAUCCCGAUGGAAGUAUCCAGUUUAAAGCAGGCCGGACAAGUGUUAGCGCUGCUGUAGAUGGAGCUAUAAAAAUCUUCACUGUUGCGGUUACAAUUGUCGUAGUUGCUGUACCUGAAGGGUUGCCCCUAGCUGUUACUUUAACUCUCGCCUACUCAAUGAGGAAAAUGAUGAGAGACAAAGCCUUAGUUCGUAGGCUUUCUGCUUGUGAAACCAUGGGCUCUGCCACAACUAUUUGUAGUGACAAAACUGGUACCUUAACUUUGAAUGAGAUGACUGUGGUUGAUGCUUAUGUUGGAGGUCAAAAGCUUGAUCCUCCAGACGACAAGGCUCGGUUGUCUGGUGUCCUUUCUUCUCUACUCAUUCAAGGUGUUGCACAAAAUACGAACGGAAGUGUUUUUGUACCUGAGGGUGGAGGAGAUGUCGAGGUUUCAGGAUCACCUACGGAGAAAGCUAUUCUUGUUUGGGGACUCAAGCUUGGAAUGGAUUUUGGUGCUGUAAGGUCACAAUCAACCUUGGUCCAUGUUUUCCCUUUCAACUCGGAGAAGAAAAGAGGUGGUGUUGCUUUGCAAUCGGCUGAAUCACAAGUGUAUAUUCACUGGAAGGGGGCUGCUGAAAUAGUUCUAGCGUGCUGCUCAAGGUACAGUGAUGCAAGUGGUGAAGUAGUACCCAUGGAUGAAGAUAAGGCACUCUUUUUCAAGAACGCCAUUGAAGAUAUGGCUGCUCGCAGUUUGCGUUGUGUUGCCAUUGCAUACAGACCAUAUGAGGAGAAAGUUCCUGCUGAUGAGCAGCAGCUGAUGCAAUGGAAGUUACCUGAAGAUGAUCUCAUAUUGCUGGCUAUUGUUGGUAUAAAGGAUCCUUGUCGACCCGGUGUUAGAGAUGCUAUCCAACUAUGCCAAAAUGCUGGAGUUAAGGUGCGGAUGGUUACUGGUGACAAUCUUCAAACUGCUAAAGCAAUUGCGUUGGAAUGUGGGAUACUAGGCUCUGAUGCUGAUGCUGUGGAGCCUAAUCUUAUAGAAGGAAGAAUAUUUCGUGCCUACUCAGAUGAACAAAGAGAAGAAAUUGCAGAGAAGAUCUCGGUCAUGGGUCGAUCUUCACCAAAUGAUAAGCUUCUUCUUGUGCAAGCGCUAAGGAAAAGAGGGCAUGUUGUUGCCGUUACAGGGGAUGGCACAAAUGAUGCUCCUGCUUUGCAUGAGGCAGAUAUUGGCCUUUCUAUGGGUAUUCAAGGAACGGAAGUUGCCAAGGAGAGUUCAGAUAUUAUCAUUCUCGAUGACAAUUUUGCUUCAGUCGUUAAGGUUGUCCGGUGGGGAAGAUCAGUCUAUGCCAAUAUUCAAAAGUUUAUCCAGUUUCAGCUCACUGUCAAUGUUGCUGCACUUAUCAUAAAUGUUGUAGCUGCUAUUUCUUCUGGUGAUGUGCCAUUAAACGCCGUACAGCUUCUAUGGGUUAAUCUCAUCAUGGAUACUCUUGGAGCAUUGGCAUUGGCAACUGAGCCACCUACAGAUCACCUAAUGCAUAGGCCCCCAGUUGGUCGAAGGGAACCUCUGAUAACUAAUAUAAUGUGGAGGAACCUGUUGAUACAGGCAUCAUAUCAAGUAAGUGUCUUGCUGGUUCUGAACUUCCAAGGAAAAAGGUUACUGAGCUUGCAGCAUGACAAUGCCGACCAUGCGAACAAAGUGAAGAACACCAUCAUAUUCAAUGCAUUUGUGCUCUGCCAAAUCUUCAACGAAUUCAAUGCAAGGAAGCCUGAUGAGAAAAACGUUUUCAGAGGGGUUACGAAAAACCGUCUUUUCAUCGGGAUAGUUGCAAUGACCCUCAUACUCCAGGUUGUCAUCAUUGAGUUCAUCGGGAAGUUCACUUCAACAGUAAAGCUGAACUGGAAGCACUGGUUACUUUCAGUUGGUAUUGCAUUCGUCAGCUGGCCGCUUGCGAUUGUUGGUAAGCUGAUUCCUGUCCCUAAAACUCCUCUGCACGAGUUCUUCACGAGGAAAUUCUAUCGACAUGGACGACAUUAACAAGGGCCCGAAGCGCUACAGGAAGGAGGAAUACAAAUUAUGCGGCUACUGACAAGUAUAGAGUACUAGCUCUCUUUUUUCGUUAGCGCGAUUUUUCUCUUAGUGGUUGUUUAUAUCAGAGAAAAGUAAGGAAAAGGGACCGAGGACAUUGGCUAGCAAUCCAGGUGGCCCUGUUUUCUCCAACUCUUCAAUUAGUUGUGAAGUAUUCUAUUCCACUGUGCAGAUACUCUUUAACUCUCAUCCUCGUUGCAAAUGCAUAGUGGCAGAUCAUUAUCCUGGACUGCUACUGUGUGCGAAUUUUACAUUUUGUGGCGGUGGUGGUGCAAUCGAAAGUUGAGUGUGGUAAUUUUGUUUUGUAAAACUUCUGUCACGGCAUUGGAUGGAGUUUUUGUUUGUUGAAAUUUGCUAAGAUUUGUACCAAUGAUUUGUAAAGGGUGAUGCUAGUGUGUCAAUACUGUUUUCAUUAGCAUGUUGUUAACAUUAGCUCCAACCAUCAGGAACAUUUUGUUUGGA
Molecule: messenger RNA, 4266 nt
Organism: Linum tenue
Lineage: Eukaryota; Viridiplantae; Streptophyta; Magnoliopsida; Malpighiales; Linaceae
Source: the annotation of a GenBank genome assembly